UCCUGCGCCCACUGCUGGACGUGGCGCCGGGGAAAGCAACUACAGCGACCGCCAUGCCCAGCGCCGCCCCUACGGCCGCCCUCAGGUGGCCGAGCCGGGCAUGGCGGCCGUCCCCGGUAGGGCGCAGCGGCAGCGGGGUCGCGGCGUGGCGGCGGCGGCUCCUCUUGCUGCCGCCGGGCUCGGCCCGCCGCGGUUGUUUGCCCCUCUUGCCGCCGCCGCAGGGCUCAGAAAUACAUCGAGCAGUUUUGCUGCCAGGCCUGGGGAAUGUUCUGAAACUGUAAAUGCAGAAGUUAAAAGUCUAUAUUGGAGACCUCCCAUAAAACCAAAACCUAAUAUGUGCAUCGAGAGCAUGCCAUCAGAAAUGCUGAUGAAGAUACUUUCCUAUCUGGAUGCCGUAUCCCUGCUGUGUGUCGCUUGCGUGAGCAAGCGCUUCUAUCAUCUGGCCAAUGACAAUGGAAUCUGGCUGAAAAUCUAUUCCGGUUGUUUUCCACCAAAACGGACAGUUUGGAAAAUGAAGUCUGUGCAGACAGAAACUGUUCCCUCGAGCUGUGCUCCUAUACAGGAUAGAAAGCCUGGAUACUGGAAGAAAGAGUACAUCUUGAAACAAAUAGCUGCUGUCACAACUAGAGUAAUGCAACUUGUUAAACCUGUAGAUCCGUAUACAGGUCUUCCAAGUAGAAUCAAAAAAGCUAUAAAAGCCUCGGGCUUGAGUUGGAUGAUUGUUGUAAAGGACAGAAAUGGAAAGGAACAUGUCAUGGAGCAGGCAGACUUGUCAUUUAAGGACACAUCUGUUACUGUAUUUUGGUACAGUGCAAGUUGGCCAUGCUUAGACAUCUUGUCAACCCUAAAACUAUUUGGAGUGACUCCAUUGCUUCUUGACCAAAGCAAAGCUCCUAGCAAGAAUGGACCUCGUCGACGCUCCCUAAUUGCUGAAUAUGAUCUUUCUAACCUGACUGAAAGUAAUGUAGCACUUGGGGCCGAUAAGCUUGUCCAGCUCUUCAGUCUGAAUCCUGGACUCUUAGUAGGACUUUGGAAGGGAAAAAAUGAAAUUGCUUUUGUCACGGCAAGUCUUCAUUAUCAUCAACUUCUUGAGAGAAGCACUUUGGGUUCUGCUACUGUUCAGUAUGUCCUUCCACCUAAUAAACCUAUACUGGAUGAUGUUGACCCAGAACAUGGACUGCAUGACUACGACCUACAUCUUGAUAUGCACAGUGGAAGCUGUACUUACCUGUGUGGAACAUUCAAGAGCCUCUCUUGCAGAAAAGGUGACAUUGAAAAUGGAUAUUUAAGGCUCACAGUUGUAAGCUUAAAGGAUAAUACGAAGCAUGUGCCUCUUAUUGGGACAGUUGGCUUAUCCUGGGAAACAGAUGCCUUUAAAGGCAAUGUAAAGGACUGUUACAUGAUGGAUGUUACUCUCUUGGAUGAAACUCGAAAGCCCUUCUGGUGUUUCAGUGCGCCAGUCUGCAUGGAACUGUCUUCCAAGGCGUCCAGCCUUUAUGAUUAUAUGGGUUGUGUCUAUACCACAGACUAUGCAGAUUCAGAGGGUAAAGUCUGUGUUGAGUUGGUAUGGCUGGAAGAAACCAAAGAGUAUUUCAUAGUCAAUCUGGUGCUUUACAUAAGCACUGAAAAGGUUAAUAACUGGUAUGGAACAAACUACUGAUGUAAUUGGGGUGUUAAUUUCCUUGCAUUAAAAAAAAAAA
Molecule: messenger RNA, 1700 nt
Organism: Oxyura jamaicensis (ruddy duck)
Lineage: Eukaryota; Metazoa; Chordata; Aves; Anseriformes; Anatidae
Gene: FBXO15
Product: F-box protein 15
Exons: 10
Coding region: 101-1660 (519 amino acids)
Molecular function (GO): protein binding
Source: RefSeq, a predicted model, not a curated record